This is a messenger RNA of Eupeodes corollae, 1860 nucleotides long. It is a transcript of the gene Kdsr, whose product is annotated as 3-ketodihydrosphingosine reductase. The transcript has 3 exons. Gene Ontology annotation, biological process: sphingolipid biosynthetic process. Gene Ontology annotation, molecular function: 3-dehydrosphinganine reductase activity. The record is from RefSeq and is a predicted model, not a curated record. NCBI's taxonomy places the organism in Eukaryota, Metazoa, Arthropoda, Insecta, Diptera, Syrphidae. Gene Ontology annotation, cellular component: endoplasmic reticulum membrane. The coding region runs from base 115 to 1098 and encodes 327 amino acids.
GGUCGCUUCGCUUUCUUUAGGGGGUGGACGGUGGAGUAUUGGUACAAAAAGAAAUUCAAUUUCCGCACUUUCUAUUGAUAAGUUGUAGAAGUCAAAAUUAAUUUGAAUUUUUCAAUGAAUUUAUCUUUGGAAAUUUUAUUUUACAUUGCUGUAGCUAUAGCUGCUCAUAUUCUUGUAUACGUCUUUGUUACAAAGAAGAAACAAAAAUCUAUAUUCGGUCGGCAUGUCGUGGUUACGGGAGGAUCCAAAGGAAUUGGACUUUACAUUGCAGUGGAAUGCGCCAUGAAAGGUGCUAAUGUUACAGUGAUAGCUCGUGAUGAAAAAAUGUUAAAAGGAGCUGUUGUGCUCCUAGAGGUCUUAAGACAGUCUCCAGAACAAAAGUUCAACUACAAGUCAUUGGACAUAUCACAGAGCUAUGAAAAAGUAACCGAAUGUUUUUCUGAAAUCGAAAAGCAAUUCGGUGAGAUUUACAUGUUAGUUAAUUGUGCUGGAAUGGCAAUUUGUGGAGUUUUCGAGGAAGUUUCUGUUGAAGACUCAAGAAAGCUAAUGGAGAUCAACUAUUUUGGUACCUACAAUUGUACUCGGCAUGUUUUGCCAAAAAUGAAGGCAGCAAAAGAAGGAAUAAUUGUCAUAACAGCCUCACAAGCAGCUCUAUUUGGAAUCUACGGGUAUGGAGCUUAUACGGCAUCGAAAUAUGCACUUCGUGGAAUGGCCGAAACAAUAUCCAUGGAAUCUCGUCAUUUGGGAGUUUCGGUUACUUUGGCUCUACCAGCUGAUACUAAUACACCAGGUUUUGAAAAUGAAGAAAAAACUAAACCAAAAGAAACAAAGCUUAUAUCUGGAAGUGGAGGUCUCGCUCAGCCGGAUGACGUUGCUAAACGUAUUGUAAAUGAUGCACUGAAAGGUUCAUUCAUAUCUAUUAUGGGCUUUGAAAGCUGGUUGGUGACUCUUUUAUGCGGGGGAAUGUUUCCUUGGGGUGGCCUUUUUCAAAAUAUAUUCCACGCACUUGUACUGGGACCACUUCGUAUUGUAGGAUGCUUCUUGCAAUGGCAUUUUGGAAGAAUUAUCCGGAAUUGUGCCAAGGAAAAAAUGGAAUAAUCUUUUUUUCAACGUCCUACAAUCUAUAAAAUUGGGGUAGGUAUUGAGGCAAAACGCGGUAUGUUAAAAUCGAAAAUUACCCACAGAAUCUUCCAAAAUAUUUUUUUUUUUAAAUAGUUUCGAACAUUCCAAUGAGUUUUAUCGAGUUUUACAACAAUAUCUAGGUACCUCAGUUUUAUUAAGUGAAUAAAUAUAAAAAUUGAUCCUCUAUGCAUUUUUAGAUCUGUUCAGCAGUUAUUUUUAAUAAAAGAUGAAUGUUGUUUGAAAAACCACGCACGGUUUUAGCUUUGUGUUGGUAUCAACUUAAAAAUCAAUCAACAAUACUUCUUCCGUCAAAAACAUCGGGUUGUAGAUUUAAAUAAAUACAUUAAUGAUUUUAUGAAAGAAGUUUCUUCAUUAAAAAAAAAAAAAAAAACAUAAAACUUCUCAGCAAAUCUAAAAACCGAAGGACCAAUAAUUACAAAUACCAUAAUGCCUUUCGUUUCAUUAGGCUAUCUAAUGACAAAACUUUAUCUCCAGAAGACUUAAUCAUUUUUUUUCAAUAUAUGAUAACAUAUAUUUAUUUCUUUAUUUGUUUUUAAUUAUGUAUGCAUUGUAAUUUAAUAUAUUUUUACGAAAACAGUACAAAAUAAUUUGUUUUUGCAUUUGAUCACCAAAUCUGUAUAAAUAUAUGAUGUUCAACUUUUUAUUCACGCACAUGAAUUAUAAAUUUAACUAUGUAAAACUUACUUUUUAAAUAUAUACAUACAAUAAUACAUUUUU